UCACUGGAAAAAAUGUUUUAGUGCUCUUCAGUAAAGCAGUGCAGGAAUACGAAUAAUACACAUUCAUUGUCAGCCACAAAUUUGCACACCAUGAGGUUGAUCGUCGUGACCAUUUUCAUUCAAUUGCCCUUUCUGAUACGGAUGGACAAUCUUUUUCCAUACGUGGAUUAUUCAAAGAAUCCCUGUGAUGAUUUUUACACUUUUGCUUGUGGAAAUUUUCAAAAUGUACAUCCUGUCCCCAAGGGGUAUAGUAUUUGGGACGGGUUUAUCAGAUUGCAAAGAGAAGUCGAUGAACGAUUGAAAGAAUUAUUGGAGAACGAAAGAUCUGUGGGAGAUUCAAAGUCUUUUGUAAAAGCCCAGGACAUGUACGCAGCUUGUAUAGAUACAAAAACUCGUGACAGGAGAGGAAUUUCACCAAUGUUAAAAGUAUUGGAAGAAAUUUGGCCGAAAAAAAAUGAGGAGAGUACGAUGUCUAAAAUAACUUCGGCCGAUUGGCGAAGAAUGGCUAGAUUCGUUGCUAAUUAUGGCGUGCAAUUUUUUUUCAAACUAACAGUUCGAACUGAUAUAUGGAAUGCAACGAAAACUUCGAUAUAUAUCGAGCACGAUGAUUUGACAUUGCCUACUGCACUGCUGCGACAACCAGUACGGAUUUUGGACAAUGAUUUUUCCAGUAGAACCGACUCUACCUUUAUCGAAUAUUUGUCAAAAAUUAUGAUCAUAUUGCGGGAUUUUACUCAAAGUGACAUCAGCGAUUAUGAAAUCAGCGCGAAAGCGAGAAGUAUCAACGAAUUCAUGAACGUCUUGGCGGAUCCAAAGGAAUUAAAUUACGGCAGAGAUACCGCGAAGACUAAUAUUCCUAACGUAGGAAGUACGACAUUGGCAAAAUUACAAGCUUGGACAGACGAAGUACUGGAUCAAUUUACCGACACGAUUAAUUGGAGAACGUAUCUACAGAUCGCCUUCAAAAAGUCUAGGGUCAAAGUGAACAAUGACACGCAGAUUUUUAUCACGAAUCGAAGUCUGUUGCGUAACUUGUUAAUAUACGCGCACGAAACGGGAAAGGAGCUGUUGAAUGAUUUCGUCUAUAGUCGGAUGGUCACUUUUAUGGCACCUGAAUUGUCAUCAGAAAUAUACAAUAUUUCAAUGGAUUUCUACAUAAAUCGCGGAUACGUGCCUCCAGGAUAUCCAACAUGGAAGUAUUGUCUCCACAAGGUUUUAGAUUUUCCGAAAAUCGGACUGAGCUUCACCGUCGCACAAAAAUACCGAGAAAAAUAUGUUAGCGAAGAAAGAAUCAAAAGGGCGCAGGAAAUGAUGGAAAAUUUGAGAGACGCUUUGGAAGAAUUGAUAGAUGAGGCAGAAUGGAUGGACGACUUUACCAAAAAUUAUGCAAUCUACAAAUUGAAUAGCAUACUGAUACUAACUGGAAGCCCGGAUUAUUUAAAAACUGAAUCACAAGUGGAUCAGUAUUACAGAAAGCUAAAAAUUUACAGGUACGACCAUUUUGGAAAUAUGAAUAGACUUCGAAGUUUCAGUCAAUGGAAAAAUUUCGCGGAGUUACGAAUCUACCGAAAUAGAAAUUCAUGGACGCAAUCACCACUAAUCGUCAACGCUUAUUACAACGGAAUAAAUAAUAGAAUACUAUUUCCCAUCAGCACAAUGGCAGAGCCAUUCUUCUCUGGCAAUAGUGGAAGUUUUUUCGACUACGCUCGUAUCGGUUCAGUAAUGGCACACGAACUUACACACGCGUUCGACAGCCAAGGACGAUUAUUGGAUGCUGAAGGCUCAUUGAAAGGCUGGUGGUCCCAGUCAACUGAACAAGUAUACGCGACAAAAAUAAAAUGCUUCAUCGAACAAUAUAACCAGUACAUUUCGGGAGAUUCUGAAGCAACUAUAGACGGCAAAUACACGUUAUCCGAGAAUAUUGCCGACAAUGUUGGAUUGAGAGCGGCCUUUAGAGCAUUUACAAAAGAGAGAAACAAACUACUGGCUUUAUAUCAUUGGAGCAGAUUCAACAAUUUUAUGUCAGACAAAUAUUUCUACUUGGCAUUUGCUUCGAUUUGGUGCCACACAGGUGCAACAGAACAUAGCGACAAACACGCACCCCACAAAUAUCGCAUACUGGGACCGAUACAGAAUAUGGAAAAUUUUGCCAAAACUUGGCAAUGUUAUGAGAUGAUUAGCAGAAGUCGAACGAAUGCAAUGAACUCCUGGGAGCGAGGAGACAAAGACAUAUGCAUAUUGUGGUAAUACUGUUCACACCAGUGCAAUAUAUUACUAUCAAGUAAAUUAGUCAAAUAAAUAGUGAAAAAUGUAUGAAAUAAGUUGGAACCACUUGCCACCGCAAGCGUUUAAUAUUUCAACUGUCAACAUUUGAGCGGGAUAUUGGGAACUGAAGACAGACGAAUCGAUGGAAAAUUACCCGAUGUUCAAUAAAAAUGUGAUUUCAUUUUAAUAAAAUAUUCAACACUCUCACGUUA
This is a messenger RNA of Neodiprion fabricii, 2477 nucleotides long. Its product is annotated as endothelin-converting enzyme 1-like. The transcript is spliced from 15 exons. Bases 91 to 2247 code for a protein of 718 amino acids. Lineage: Eukaryota; Metazoa; Arthropoda; Insecta; Hymenoptera; Diprionidae. Gene Ontology annotation, biological process: protein processing. Gene Ontology annotation, molecular function: metalloendopeptidase activity. Gene Ontology annotation, cellular component: plasma membrane. The record is from RefSeq and is a predicted model, not a curated record.